CUGUCCUCCUUUCUGGCUGCCCACUUUUAGUCAUUUCGUCGUUGCAUUUGUUCAUAAUUUGGUACGUCUCGAAAGUGUCUGAUUAGGAAAUAUUCCUUUUUAAUAAGCUGUGUAGAUUCAAGCAUUUCUGAUUAUAAUUGACUGAUUGGUUAAUCGUAUAAAAACCACUCGCAAUCCUAGUGCAUCAACUUAACCUUCACCUUCACCUUCAACAACAUCUUUAACCAAACAUCAAUUACAACAACUACGCAACGUGAUCACCAUGGGGUUACGCUAUUCAACUCAUAUCGACUCUGAUGGGAAAACAGCCAUCACAUAUGGCUGUUGCUAUUGCAGAACCCACCUUUCAUCCUCCAGCCUAAUCAUGUCAAAGGACUAUAGAGGCAGAACUGGUGAUGCUUUCCUUAUGGAAAAAGUCGUCAACAUCGUUCAAGGUACAAAGCAAUUACGUGAUAUGAUGACUGGUAAAUAUUUGGUUAGUGAUAUCCGCUGUCACCAAUGUGGUAACCUUGUUGGUUGGAAGUACCAUCAUAGUGAAGUCAAGAACCAGAAGUAUAAGGAAGGGAAAUACAUUCUUGAACUUCAGACUAUAGUGAGAUGUAAAUGAAAUUGUUCAUUUAUCUCUCAAAUCAUUUGACUAUUAUAUAUUAAUAGUCAAUUUCAAGCUUAGGCUCAUGAUCUUCAAUUCUUCAUCAAUUAUCGAUGGUUUUUAUCAUUUUUUUACAUUUAUAUUAUAGGUUUUUUAUUCAUUAAUGGUUAUGGUGGUUAUGGCGGUUAUUAUGGUUUCAUGGUUUUAAUUAUAUGGUUUUCUAGAAUAUUACAACAAAUAUGGUCAAUGAUUUUUCUAUUUAAACGGCGGCACACUAUUCAAAUUAGUUACUUUAAACUAAUAAGGAUCUUUUAGGCAAGGUCUUUAUCGUUCAAAGUGUUUUGGAUUGUGGGUAUUCAUCUGUUGUCGUCACUCUGGCCUAGAUGGAGUUAGCGUUUAUUGUAUACCCC
Molecule: messenger RNA, 999 nt
Organism: Hansenula anomala
Lineage: Eukaryota; Fungi; Ascomycota; Saccharomycetes; Phaffomycetales; Wickerhamomycetaceae
Gene: MOH1
Product: Moh1p
Exons: 2
Coding region: 263-607 (114 amino acids)
Cellular component (GO): ubiquitin ligase complex
Source: RefSeq, a predicted model, not a curated record